GUUUAUUCAUUAUCCCUCUCCCUCCUCAUUCUUCACUGAUAAGCAACACAAUCACGUACGUUUGCGCCUGGAACUAUUGGUAGCUAUAUACCUCUCCCUUCUCCAUGCCCAACAUGCAUCGUUCAUCAAACUACACCUAUCCGCAGUCCUCCAACUCGAGAGGUUCAUCGAGUCACGCUUCCAGCAGCGCUUUCAGUCCCAAUGCCAAUCCUAACGAGGACUGGACUAAGAUCUCCGAUCUUGCGGAGCGGCGUCGGAUACAGAAUCGCAUCGCGCAAAGAAACUACCGUAAAAAGCUCAAACGCCGCUUGGAGGAUUUGGAAAAGCGAGCAGCUACGGCCUCAACAUCACCUGAAAGAACUCUCGAAAGACAGGAACCAGCGAAGGGUGUACAUACAGCGAAGGCCAGUCGCAGCAAACCGAACCGCGCAUCCAAAUCCAGUCAGAAUAUCACCAACCACACGCCCAGUGAGCGAGGCUCGUCCUACGACAGUUAUUCCACCUCGGAUGAUCGAGGGUCAAUGUUUUCUCAUCAGUGUACCCGUCAGCUUUCGGCGUCCCCACCCCCGGUGUUUUCCUACCCAUCCUACUCACACUUGGACCCGUAUGGCCAUUCGAGCUACGGCCAGCCUCCGGCAUACCACCCCAUUGGAGGCAGCUACCAUGAUCUAUCCUACCACAAUGAAUACAGUACUCAGCUGCCAUCAAUCCUUCCCGUUGCCUUCUCAGCCACGGGCCCGUCUAAGAAACCCCAUUCUUAUGCCGACGACGAGAUUGUCAGUCCUUUCAGCAUUAGUUAUGCCUCAAUGGCGGGCAUCGAUCUCUGUCCAACACCACAACACUUGCCGGAGACCAAUAUCCCUGUACAUACCCCUCUCACUACACGACACAUGUCUGUACUAGAGCUCCAGGGUUAACGGUGCUAAUUCCGUCUCUCAGAUGCCACCUUUGUCUUCAGCUCUUAGCGAUGGUCACUCGUCACCGUCAACCCCAGCAGAGCCUUCUUUGGGAACAGGCCCUCUGACACCAAAGUCAGGUCCAUGCUCACCUCACAUGUAUCCCUUUCUAUGAUUAUACGACGACCCGAAUUCCUUCUCGAUUUCUGACACCUUCUCACCGUUCCUCUAUUUAAUGACUGCAAUGAUGUGUCACUGGCAACUGUGUUUUAAGCGAUUGCACGAUUUUUGUUUUCUGUCUAUUUUGUUUCUGUUACUUCUCGGCGUCUAUCGUCUGCGGUUUGUUUGGUCAAUUGCCUAGAGCGGUUCGUGUUGGUUCAGUGGAGAGCCUUCCUACAUUGGCUGUGCGCCAGCUACUCACAUGAAGUUCGAGUAAGUAGUAAGGGAUUAUUACCACAGAUAGAGGCAUGGGUUAGCG
This is a messenger RNA of Aspergillus saccharolyticus JOP 1030-1, 1374 nucleotides long. Its product is annotated as bZIP transcription factor. The record is from RefSeq and is a predicted model, not a curated record. Bases 105 to 917 code for a protein of 270 amino acids. Gene Ontology annotation, biological process: regulation of DNA-templated transcription. The transcript is spliced from 2 exons. Gene Ontology annotation, molecular function: DNA-binding transcription factor activity. Lineage: Eukaryota; Fungi; Ascomycota; Eurotiomycetes; Eurotiales; Aspergillaceae.